This is a messenger RNA of Trifolium pratense (red clover), 2954 nucleotides long. RefSeq names its product meiosis-specific protein ASY1. Gene Ontology annotation, molecular function: O-methyltransferase activity; protein dimerization activity. The record is from RefSeq and is a predicted model, not a curated record. Bases 68 to 2689 code for a protein of 873 amino acids. The transcript is spliced from 22 exons. Lineage: Eukaryota; Viridiplantae; Streptophyta; Magnoliopsida; Fabales; Fabaceae.
AACUUUCAACCAAAAUCAUCACUAGUUCACUACUAUAUAGUAGCAAUUAAGAGAGACUUAGCUAAAAAUGGAAGAAAUACAUAGUGAGGUAACAUGGGAGAAGGAGGAGGAAGAAGAAGAAGAAGAAGAAGAACAAGCUCAAAUUGAUAUAUGGAAAUACAUAUUUGGUGUUGCAGAAUUUUCAGUGGUGAGAUGUGCAAUUGAACUUGGCAUAGCUGAUGCCAUUGAAAAACACAAAAAACCCAUGUCACUAAUAGAGUUAUCAACAACUCUAAAAUGUGACCCUUCAUAUCUUAACCGCAUCAUGAGAUUCCUAGUACAUAGGAAAAUAUUCAAAACCAUACAUAACAACCAUGACACCUAUCCUAGUUAUGUUCAAACACCACUUUCUCGCCGUUUAAUUAAAAACGGCGAGAAAAGCAUGGCUGCUUUGUUUUUAGUACAGAGCAGUCCUGUAAUGGUAGCACCUUGGCUUAGUUUAAGUGGUCGUGUUUUGAUUAAUGGCAAUCCUUCUUUUGAGAAGGUUCAUGGUGAAGAUGUGUGGGGUUAUGGUGCUUCACAUCUUGAUCAUAGUAAUCUUUUUAAUGAUGCUAUGGCUUGUGAUGCUAAAAUUGUUGUGCCAGCAAUUGUUGAAGGUUGUAGUGAGGUUUUUGAUGGUGUUGGAUCCUUGGUGGAUGUUGGUGGAGGGAAUGGUACAGCCAUGAGUAUUCUUGCUAAGGCUUUUCCUUGGAUUCAUGGAAUUAAUUUUGAUCUUCCUCAUGUUAUUGAGGUGGCUCCAAAGUGUCAUGGGGUGGAACAUGUGGCAGGUGACAUGUUUACAAGUGUUCCCAAAGCUGAUGCUGUAAUUAUUAAGGUUGUUGCACAGAAACUCAAGGAAGCUGAAAUCACCGAGCAGGAUUCACUUCUUCUGACAAGGAACCUGCUCCGAAUUGCCAUAUUCAACAUUAGCUAUAUCAGAGGACUAUUUCCUGAGAAGUACUUCAAUGACAAAUCUGUUCCUGCAUUAGAGAUGAAGAUCAAAAAGCUGUUGCCAGUGGAUGCUGAGUCUCGUAGACUGAUUGAUUGGAUGGAGAAAGGUGUGUAUGAUGCCUUACAGAAGAAAUACCUGAAGACACUUCUAUUCUGUGUGUGCGAAGCAGUGGAUGGACCGAUGAUUGAGGAAUAUGCAUUUUCCUUUAGCUACUCGGAUUCUGAGAAGCAAGAGGUGUCUAUGAAUAUCAACCGCACCGGAAGCAAAAAGCAGGGGUCCUUCAAGUGUAACUCGACUACUGAGAUUACUCCCCAGCAGAUGAGGAGUUCUGCUUGUAAAAUGAUAAGGACUCUAGUUCAGUUGAUGAGAACUCUGGAGAAAAUGCCAGAAGAGCGCACCAUUCUGAUGAAGCUCCUCUACUAUGAUGAUGUGACGCCAGCGGAUUAUGAGCCUCCUUUCUUCAGGGGCUGCAGUGAAGAAGAAGCGAAUCAUCCUUGGGUGAAAAAUCCAUUGAAAAUGGAGGUCGGCAAUGUGAACAGCAAGCAUUUUGUAUUAGCUCUGAAGGUGAAGAGUGUGCUUGACCCUUGUGAGGAUGACAAUGAGGGAAUCCAAGAUGAUAUGAGUGAUGAUUCUAUGCACAAUAAUGAGUAUUAUGAUACUGACAGUGAAGUUGAUCAUUCUCAAGGGAAUCACUAUUUUGUUGCACCCAUAGAGAAACAGCAAGAGCAGGAAGAUACUGGCGAGAUUGAUGAAGAAAAUACCCAGGACCCGGUUGAAGAUGAGCAACAAUUGGUCCGCGUUAAGGAAUGGCUAAACUGUUGUCACCUUGAUACCAUUGAUCUUACUGAUGUUCUAUCAAACUUUCCAGACAUCUCAGUGGUUCUGACUGAAGAGAUCAUGGACAACCUUGUCAAGGAAGGUGUACUAUCAAAAAUAGGGAAGGACACCUAUACUAUUAUUAAGGACAAGAAAUCCGAAUAUGAUUUCACCACUGUGAAAGAAGAAAUUGAUGGUCAAAUGCCUCCAGUCCUUGAUAGAGCUUUACCAGCUGAAGAUCUCAUAUACAUGAAGGCUCUCUACCAUACUCUUCCAAUGGCAUAUGUGUCAGUCACAAAGCUUCAAAGCUCGUUCCAGGGAGAAGUUAGCCAAGCAGCGGCAAGAAAGUUACUUGACAGAAUGACCCAGGAUGGGUUUGUUGAGCCUAAAGGCAGCAAAAGACUAGGAAAACGUGUAAUCCAUUCUGAGUUGACUGAGAAAAAACUCAUUGAAGUCCAAAAAGCACUAGGUGUUGCUGAAGCUAUGGAUGUUGAUCACUGUGAACCAAAUAGCAAAUCCAAACAAUCUGGUUACCGUAUAAAUGGAAGUAACCGCGACAUCUCAACAUGUGGUGUUCUCCACUCCAUUGGAUCAGAUUUAACAAGAAUGAAAGUGACAUCUGAUACAAAUAAUACUGACUCCAUGAGUGGACUGAAAACGCUAAAGGCAAAAGAGACGGGGAACACCCCAACAAGCAGGGUUGGGCCAGUUGCUUCAAGAGAAAGUUUUGCCCAUGGGAAAGAGAACAGCACAGCAAAUGGAAAUGGGAUUGGAAAUGAAGGCGACGCAGCUGAGACAAUCAUCUGCAGCAAGCCAUCCCAGGAGAAGCGCCCCAGGAAGACAAGCGCGGUCAAGGAACCUAUCCAUCAAAAUGCGAAGCGUCAGAGAUCUCAGGCUCCAUGAACCUGAUUUAUGGAUAGCUCAGUAUUUGUGAAUGACACAGACAAAAACUGAUACGCAUCUCAAACUUAUAUACCGUACAAUUAAUUAAGCAUUUGGUAAUGCAUACAGUUGUUAGAAAAACCUUUGGUUUGCUUUCCUUUCCUUGUCGACUUUUUUGUAACUGGCUUAUGCCAAGUAUUGCAAUUUUACUUUAUGGGAUUUAACAAAUUAUAAUAAUUCUUGUUCAAAAAAACAAAUUAUAAUAAUUGAUAAUGCUAUUGAUAUA